CUUAGUACGGUGGCAUUUUUUUCAUAGAUAAGAGGGCCUUCGAAAUCGUUUCUGGCUUGUCUUCGUUAGUCGAAUGCUGUCUAUCUUCGGCUGCUGUAGAAGUGAAUCGAAAUUGUUGACAUUCCGCUUACUUGUCUAGCGUGAUAAAUUUUGUUAAGUGAGUUCUUAUAUUUUAAUCCAAGAGUUCCAUAUUAAUAACGGUAAUUAGUAAUCGCUUAUAUAUCGAGCACCGUUCGGUUCUGAGUGAUCUGUUAAACGUUGCGAGGUGGAAGUUCUGAGAAUGUGAAGACAGACUUGUGCAAACAUAUGUCUAUCUGAAGACCUAUUUUCCAGUUGUGUUUGAUAUCGCCUGAGAAAUUUGCAGGAAGAAACGAGUAGCAGAGAGGCGGUUAAUCGAGAACAUAUCUGUGACAUUCACGACAAAUCGAUAACUUUGAAAGGAGACAUGGGGGUGACGAAAUUCAGCGGUACGACGAUGGACAGAUUGACUGAUACGACCGAGAAAAUCGUCGAGAAGAAGAGUGCGUGCAUAAAGAUAGACGAAGUAACAAGCGAAGAGGAUAAGAUCACCUUGGAGGAUUUGGCGCCGGACGGUGGCUGGGGAUGGAUGAUCGCACUGGCGAUGAUACUAAUUAUUAUCACUACAAUCGGCCCGUCGUCAUCGUUCGCCAUAAUUUUCGGUGACUUCCUGGAAGAAUCGGGGAUGGCUGGUAUGGCGUCGAGUCUCUUCAAUUCCGUCUUCAUGAUCACAUACUCCAUUUCUAGUAUGAUGACUAAUAUGUUUUUAAAAAGAUACUCUGUGAGAUCUGUCGGAAUUAUGGGAGCGCUCUUUUUCGCGAUACCAGACAUCAUCCUCGCGUUCGUUCGGAAUAUAUACGAAAUGGCUUUCCUCUUCUUCCUGCAAGGUUUUGGACUAGGUUUGAUCCUUACGAUCUGCAACACGGUUUUUAAUGCGUACUUCGUGAAGAAACGAGCGAAAGUAAUGAGCGCGUCGCAAGUCGUCAUCGCUUUGGGCGGUAUCAUUUAUCCAAUGUUGACCGAGAAAAUGAUGAUGUCGUACGGCUUUCGCGGUACUGCUGCGAUCAUGGGAGCGUUGAGUUUGAACAGUGUCGUCGGUAUGACAUUGAUGCAUCCCGUGGAAUGGCACGCCAGGAAGCCGAAGGAGGUCCUUGCCGAGAGAGCGCGUGCGAGACAGGAGAAAUAUCGGGAGCAUUAUUUGGCACUGUCGAAACGCCGAUCGACUAUCGACGUGAUCUACGCCUCCUCCAAGGCUAGAUGGAGCAGUCUACGUAGCUUGAAGGAGGAGAAUUGCAAAGAGAUGUCAUUGUUGAUCGAGAAUCUCAAGACUCCUGCGCAUAGGGUCGCGUCGCAUCCAACGAUCGAGGGCGAAAUCCGCGGCAGGUCAGGGUCUAUACGAGAAAGUUUAACGAAAGGUAUAUCGACUCUUUCAACGUCCAGUUUGGCCAAUUUGGCGAGCGACGUCAGCGCAUUGAGCGACAUGCGGCAACGUCACCUGGAGAAGAAGAACAAAAAGAGACAGUGGGAAACGGAUUUUCAAGAAAAAACGAAGAAUGAGAAACAGGACGUGUUCGAAGAAAAACAGGAAGAGGAGGUGCAAACAGAGUGCAAGACUAUUCUGAACGAAUUAGUGGACAUGUCGCUGGUAAAGAACUGUUGCUUUUUAAACUUGUGCUUUGGCGUCAGUUUCGUGUGCACCGCUGACUAUGCCUUUUCUUCUUUGCUCCCUCUCAUGAUGACUGACGCAGGAUACACCAAGGCAGACGGCGCAAGAACUGUCACGUUAAGCGGGACAACCGAGCUGAUUUCGAAAGUCUUAUUGGCUGUUUUUACGCUGAUAGUUAACGUACAAUCAAAAUACAUGUUUUUCGUAGCUAUGAUCCUCAUGGAAUUCGCGAGGAUCGGAUUCUUGCUGUGCGAGCAUACGUUGACGGGCGCGCUUAUUAUGAUUGCGAUAAUUGGAGUUGUGCGACCAUGGCUGCUAGUUCCGCAGCCUCUGGUCAUUAUCGAGGACAUUAGUAUAAAGAAGCUCGCCUCGGCUUAUGGCAUCAGCGCGGUUAUCGCUGGUUUGGUCACAGUGAUAUUCGGCGCUUUAGUAGGAUUCAUCAAGGAUUGGACUAACAGUUACAAAAUGUACCAAAUCUCUUUAUUGGUGAUGAACGGCGUUUUUAUUGUACCAUGGGCUGUUCAAUUCGUUCUCGUGGAAAAACGACGGAGGCAACGUGCAACCACUAAGAAUUCUUUACCCACUGUUUAAUGGUAAAAAGAGACGAUUAGAUAUGAAACGUUGUGUACUCAUAGUGAAAUCAUAGUGACAUGUGUUGACACACGAAUUGUUUAAUAGACGAGUGAAGGAGUGACAAUGAUAAAAAUGAACUGUAUCUUCGGCAAUUAUUCAUUUCGAGUGGUAAUACUCGAUACAUAACGAAUACCUCCGAUUCAUAUAAUGUUUGAGGACUUUUUCAUUUGUACUAAAAAAGUAUCUUGUGGUGCUGCAUUUUUCAUUUUGUACAUGUACGAAGCAAGUGUGGAUUUUUUAAGUGAAAUAUAUUAUAGUAGUAGAUAAAUAAUUAGUGCUGUACCAUGAAUAAUCUUUAUU
This is a messenger RNA of Odontomachus brunneus, 2617 nucleotides long. Its product is annotated as monocarboxylate transporter 9-like. The transcript has 10 exons. The record is from RefSeq and is a predicted model, not a curated record. Lineage: Eukaryota; Metazoa; Arthropoda; Insecta; Hymenoptera; Formicidae. Gene Ontology annotation, molecular function: monocarboxylic acid transmembrane transporter activity. Bases 446 to 2275 code for a protein of 609 amino acids. Gene Ontology annotation, biological process: monocarboxylic acid transport; transmembrane transport.